Molecule: messenger RNA, 3173 nt
Organism: Rattus norvegicus (Norway rat)
Lineage: Eukaryota; Metazoa; Chordata; Mammalia; Rodentia; Muridae
Gene: Zfp715-ps3
Product: zinc finger protein 715, pseudogene 3
Source: RefSeq, a predicted model, not a curated record
GGAAGUUCCGCCCUUCCAGUUCUCUCCAUGUGUCUUGGCUUCCUCGCGUUCAGGAAGUCCUGGUGGGUGACUAGGCCUGAGUCCUCCAGGUACCUGAAAACUUCCUUAAGCUGCAGUUGCGGUGCCGGCCUCCUAGGACAUUCAUCAGCUCGUCCUGUCACCCUGCCAGCUUUGUAGUUUUCAAACCUGGUUGUGAAAUUUCAAGAAAACUUCCAAUAUUUGAAUCUGGAAGAAGAACAACAAAAAGAAUGAGUGUGGCUCUGGGAAACACUCUACAGGGUUUCUUAACCUUCAAGGAUGUGGCUCCAGAGUUCACACUAGAGGAAUGGGAAAGUCUCAAUUAUGCUCAGCGGGCACUGUACAUGGAUGUGAUUUUGGAGACAUACAAUAAUUUAUUGUCUGUGGAAAAUAAUCUGAUAGGUGGAAAACAUUGGAAUGUCUUGGAACAAGACACCGUGUGCAUUGUCCAUGAACAUAUGAAUAUCCAAGAGAAGUUUUAUAAAUGGGAUGAAAUUAGCAAAAUGACGCUUGAAUCCACCCAAAGUACACAUUAUAUAACUCAUCUCCAAGAUCCCUCCCUUCAGUUCUCAAACCUGAAAAGACAUAAAGCUGGGAAAAUGAGAGAAGUUUACAAAUAUAAAGACUGUGUACAGUUUUCUAAUGAAUGUGCUAACAGCGGUGUAAAUUCUGGAAUCCACAUAGAGAACAAAGAACACAAAAAUACAGAAUUUGGUAAGGAUUUUGUCUAUAAACAUAAACUGAUGCUGAAACGAGACAUUAAUGGUAAGAACCUUCACCAAUGUAGUACAUGUGAUAAAUGCUUUGCCAGAAAAGAGAAUCUUCAUUUGCAUCAGAGAAUUCAUUCAGGAGAGAAACCUUACAAAUGUAGUCAAUGUGACAAAUAUUUUGCCCGACAAUCCUGUCUUAUGCGUCAUCAAAGAAGCCAUUCAGGAGAGAAACCUUACAAAUGUAGUCAAUGUGACAAAUUCUUUGCCCAAGGAUACCAUCUUAGUAUUCAUCAGAGAGUUCAUACAGGAGAUAAACCUUAUAAAUGCAGUGAAUGUGACAAAUGCUUUACUCAGAAAGGCACUCUGAGAAACCAUAUGAGAAUUCAUACAGGAGAGAAACCUUACAAAUGCGAUGAGUGUGACAAAUACUUUGGCCAAAAAUUCCAUCUUAGUAAGCAUCAGAGAAUUCAUACAGGAGAGAAACCUUACAAAUGCAUUAAAUGUGACAAAUGCUUUGGCUGCAAAGGCAAUCUGAGGAUUCAUCAGAGAGUUCAUACAGGAGAAAAACCAUACAAAUGCAGUGAAUGUGACAAAGGCUUUGGCCACCAAUCCAAUCUUACUAUUCAUCAGAGAAUUCAUACAGGAGAUAAACCUUACAAAUGCAGUGAAUGUGACAAAUGCUUUACUGAAAAAGGCACUCUGAGAAACCAUAUGAGAAUUCAUACAGGAGAGAAACCUUUCAAAUGCAGUAAAUGUGACAAAUGCUUUGGCCACAGAGUUAGUUUGAAAAUUCAUCAGAGAAUUCAUACAGGAGAGAAACCAUACAAAUGCAGUGAAUGUGACAAAGGCUUUGGCCACCAAUCCAAUCUUACUAUUCAUCAGAGAAUUCAUACAGGAGAGAAACCAUACAAAUGCAGUGAAUGUGACAAAUGCUUUACUGAAAAAGGCACUCUGAGAAACCAUAUGAGAAUUCAUACAGGAGAGAAACCUUUCAAAUGCAGUAAAUGUGACAAAUGGUUUGGCCACAGAGUUAGUUUGAGAAUUCAUCAGAGAAUUCAUACAGGAGAGAAACCAAACAAAUGUGGUUAAUAUGACAAAUGCUUUACCCAAAACUACAGUCUUGGUCUACAUCAGAGACUUCAUACAGGAGAGAAACCUUACAAAUGUGGUGAAUGUGACAUAUGCUUUGGCCAACAGUCUCAUCUUAGUAUUCAUCAGAGAAUUCAUUUAGGACAAAAACCUUUCAAAUGCACUUUAUGUGGCAAAUGCUUUAUCCACUAAGUCUAAAUUCAUCAGAGAAUUCAUACUGGAGAGAAACAAUGUAAGUGUACUGAAUGUGACAAAUCUUUUAUUCACAAAGUUACUUUGACAAUUGUUCAGAGAAUUCAUCCAGGAGAAUAAAUUUACAAAUGUGUGACAAAUACUUUACCCAUAAAUGCAGUCUUCAUGUACAUUAGAGACUUCAUAGAGGAGAGAAACCUUACAAAUGCAGUGAAUGUGACAAAUGCCUUACCCAAAUGUUCGCCUAAGAAGGCAUCAGAGAUUUCAUACAUGAGAUAAUACUUGCAAGUGUGAUGUACAUGAAAAAUGCAUUAACUACAAUGUCAGUCUGACAGAUUACACACAGUAGAGAAACAUUAUAAAUUUAGUCAAUAAAACAAUUAUUUACCUACAAAUAUUGUCUUAAAAUUCAAUACAUAAUACGUAAAGUAGAGAAAAAUUUCUAAUGUAUUAAAGAUGUGAACCUUUUCUUUUGUCCUAUCAUUUAGAAUUAACACAAUAUGUACAUGUGACAAUCUGAAGAAAUAUAAUGUAUUUGGAAAUAUCUUUGAUUUAAUUUCACGUCAGAGAAAACAUUUUAAAUUUUUUGUGCGAAAGUACAUCUUGCAAAAAUUGAGCUUCCACACUAAGGAAUUUGUAUGAUUAUGAAAACUUCAGAAACCUUCAUGCAGUGUUCAAAUCUUAGAAAAUGUCAGCUAUUUAUACUGAGAAAAUCUCUGAAAAUAUGACAAUGUAGGAAUUUUUUCAUUAAACUUUUACCUGUUCACCCUCAAAUAUUCCAAGAUGAAGACAUAUGGGGAAGCCAGAAUAAUAAAGUGUUGUGUAACAGUUUCAUGGCAAGAGAAAUUAUCUGUUUCAAUGGAACUUCACCCCUCAAAAUAUAUAAUAAAACUGGCAGGAUUCUGUAUAUUCAAGUGAUCAAUUCAGACAAAUUAUGCUUAAAAAGGUUUAUUUGACAAACUCAGAUACCAAAACUCUUUGUGCUUUAUCCUAUAAAUAUGUCUACAGAUGUUAAGUCUCCUUUGAUAAUCCGUAUUCAUAAUUCUUAUUAAAUGCUGGUUUCAUGUUUGAGGAUAAUGACUGAGACUGAUUAUGUGUUCUUGUGAUGUGUGGUCAACAACUCCUUCCCCAUUGUCCUGUAAAUAAAUGUGAAUGAUUCCCCAA